This is a messenger RNA of Stylonychia lemnae, 654 nucleotides long. NCBI's taxonomy places the organism in Eukaryota, Ciliophora, Spirotrichea, Sporadotrichida, Oxytrichidae. The record is from the annotation of a GenBank genome assembly.
AUGGUAUGCAUCAAAUGUAUAUCAGAAUAGAAUCAUGAAUAAAACAUAAUUAAUGACAAACAAAGUUAAUUAUUAUUUGACAGAAAAUAUUUAGAAGAGUCAUUUGAAAAAUUGAUUCCAAUGCUAAACGAAGAAAUAGAUUCUGAUUUAAAAGCCACUAUCGUUAACAUUACAGGAUUCAGAAUUAGAUAAUAAACGCAGCUAAUUUAUAAAGGAACUAGAGACGGAUUUAAGGCAACAAAUUUUCAUUCUUUGUGUGAUAACAAAGGGCCAAAUAUUUCUUAUAUCCUUAGUGAAACAGGGUAAGUUUUCGGAGGAUACACAUCACUAUCUUGGAAAUCUCCUAAAUGGGAGCAUAUUAAAGAUUAAGAAGCCCUAAUUUUUUCAUUGACUAAAAAUACUGUCCAUAAAUAGUAUCAAUCCUUUGAAAGAGCUCUAGAACAUAACAAAGGCUGCUUAAUGAUUUUUGGCAAAGGAUAAGACAUAAUCAUAGAAUCUGAAUGUAACAAUAAUUAAAAAAGUCAUUGCAAUCUUGGUGGGACAUAUUCUCUUCCUAAUGGAUAUAAGUUUGAGGAAAAACAGGCAAAAGAUUAUCUUGCUGGAGCAUAUAACUUCAAAGUUAUAGAAAUUGAGGUUUAUAGUAUUCUUACAUGA